This is a messenger RNA of Tetrapisispora phaffii CBS 4417, 459 nucleotides long. It is a transcript of the gene FYV7, whose product is annotated as Fyv7p. The record is from RefSeq and is a predicted model, not a curated record. The transcript has a single exon. The coding region runs from base 1 to 459 and encodes 152 amino acids. Lineage: Eukaryota; Fungi; Ascomycota; Saccharomycetes; Saccharomycetales; Saccharomycetaceae.
AUGGUGACUUCCAAGCAACAAUACAACAAGAAGAAGUUCACAAGGGAAUACAAGGUCAAGGAGAUUCAAAAGAAUCUGACGAAAAAAGCCAGACUUAAGAAAGAAUAUUUGAAGGCUUUGAAGGAGGAAGGGUAUGCUGUUCCUGAGAAGGCACCUUCUGAAGGGAAUGAGAAGUAUGAUUAUAAGAAACGGAAAGAAGAACGUGAACAGGAGAAUAGGAGAAGGGCUCUGGAGAGGAAAGCCAUGAAGCAAGAGAAAAAAUGGAAAGAGAAGCAGAGAACAUUGCAAAGACAACAGACUCAAGAAGAAAGAACUAAAACCAUCCAGUUGAAGUUAAAGGACCGUGAGAGAAGGAGAGAGAGGCUCACUCAAAUGACGAGAAGCGGUCAACCAAAAAUGGGACCAAAGAUAGAAGAUCUCUUAAACAAGAUUAAGACAGACGACACAUACACUGGAUAG